CAAAACAAAAACAGCUGAUAGCUCACAGUUGCAGCUGACAGUUUAUUAAUUCUCAUUACACAAUUUUGCUUGUGGAAAAUAAAACUAAAUUACAUAUUGCAUAUUUGAAUAACGUUGCAAACAUCAUUAAUAAUGAGCAAUUUACUAAGUAUUAGCAAACAAUCUUGCCGUUUGUGCCAAUCAGCCUUAAAGCAAGUCUCAGCUGGUGUAUUGCAAAACAAUUCGGCUGCCUUCUCUACAACGACAUGUGUCUGCGCUGAAUCGAAGGAGCCGAAACCAAAGAGUGAACGAGUAGUAGAGUUUGAGAAAAAGUUGCGUGCAAAGACACCACUUGGAAAAUUAGAUGAGUUCUCACAACAUCCAUUCCAAGAAAAGGAGCCAUUGAAACCUUGGCCAAAUGCCACCAACCCGCAUACAGGUGAAAUUGGUGGACCGGCUGGGCCGGAGCCAACACGAUAUGGUGAUUGGGAACGUAAAGGGCGCGUUUCCGAUUUUUAAUAUAUAAAAUUUGUGAUAAUAUACAAAAUGACUGCAUUAAUUAUGUUUAUAUUAUGAAUUUGAAAUGUAAUUUUGUUUUUAAUAAAUAUCAAAUACUGUUACUGUUUUAUUGAGA
This is a messenger RNA of Anastrepha ludens (Mexican fruit fly), 613 nucleotides long. Its product is annotated as succinate dehydrogenase assembly factor 4, mitochondrial-like. NCBI's taxonomy places the organism in Eukaryota, Metazoa, Arthropoda, Insecta, Diptera, Tephritidae. The transcript has a single exon. Gene Ontology annotation, biological process: mitochondrial respiratory chain complex II assembly. Bases 133 to 498 code for a protein of 121 amino acids. The record is from RefSeq and is a predicted model, not a curated record. Gene Ontology annotation, cellular component: mitochondrion.